Cladocopium goreaui is the source of this 639-nucleotide messenger RNA. The record is from the annotation of a GenBank genome assembly. Lineage: Eukaryota; Dinophyceae; Suessiales; Symbiodiniaceae.
GAUCUAGGGCUGGUCUUUGACAUCCUGACAGCCUGGAUAGUGAACAGCAGGUGCAAAGUUGCAGAGUAGACAGUUCGGUACCACAGCAGUGCAAAGCAGUUUGUGAUCUCUUGGUGAAGCUACAUCCAACAGGAUGGUGUUUCGAUCGGCAUUUUGCUGCAACCACGGGAUGCAUGGACCAGAAAGCUGAUUGGCAUCCUCCUACGGGUGCUUGCAAUCUGCACAGUUUUGACGGUGCAGUUCACAAUCCCAGAGAUUUGUGGGCCGCACCGCGGAUGACAAGCGAAAAUGACAAUGCUACACUCCAGUGGGCUGCGCGAGAUGGGUCUGAUUGCGAAUCAACAUGGCGUUUGGACAUCAAUUCUUCAAACUUGCGGGCUGUACCGCGUAUGGCAAGCCAGCACGACAAUUGUGCUUCCCAGCGGGCCAUGCCGCAUGUGCGUCAAUUUGUGCCAUUGAGUGAUCCAAGCGAAGCAUCAUGGAGUGAGCGCAUGUUGGAUCUAUUUCCCUGUCGAAGAUUUCUCCUGUCGAAGCAGUGUGACUCGUCAGGCCACUGAGCCAGGCCUGACAGAACACAUCACUGAAGGUUCAGAUUUUCAGCCUUGUAGGUCCAGACAUGUGGGUAUCACAAGCAGUCCC